UGGCAACAUCGCAGAUACAUGUUUUUGUUUUAUUUUGGAUGCUAAAUUUUGAUUCUGUACUUCUCUAAGCAUAAAAUAAUUGUAUUAUCACAUUAUCAGUUAAAAUGUGAUUUCAAAGUGUUGGAUUUUUAAAUUGUAUAGGAUCAAUCCCAAUGUAUUUUACUAGACAUGGAUAAGUUUAUCAUUUUAUUUUUUUGUGCUACUAUUAUAAGUUUAGUUAGGUGUGAGACCAUACCAAUAAAUUUAGCUGUUUACCAUCCCAACACACACAGAUAUGAUGCGUUUAAAGAAUAUUAUGAUUUGAAAGGUAACUUAACCGUUAUAAAUAUUUCUAACAUUCAAAGUGAUGUUGGAUUUUUCAUAAUUCAAGUGCAUACAUAUCUUGAGAAUGUAACUUUAUCUGACAGUCCAAACUUUACACAUGGUUCAUCAGUUACUGGAGCAAACAUAGGCUUAGUAUCCAAUGGUAGUAUUGAUACUUUCUACUUAAAAAGACCACAUAAGUUAAGUCCUUUUGUACAUGUAUUAAUAGUAGUUGCUGUCUAUGAUGAACAAGCUCCAGUACCUGGAGGAUGUAACCUUUCUUUUGAUGUUGAAGUGGCUCCAUAUCAAAUUACAUCACAUACAGAUGAACUGAUAACUGUUAAGUCACAACCACCAUCAACCAAAGGACAAAGCUGUGAUAACCUAACCCUACAAGUAGAUAUGUAUCACUUUUUUAUGUAUGAAUAUGAUAAAUCUCCAGAGACUUAUUUCAAAAGUAUUGAGAAGAUGUUGACUGUUGAUAAUAUUGAGAAAUAUGGAAGAAGGGUAUCUGGAAUUCCUGGAAGAAGGAAAUAUAUGAGAUUAUUUAGUUCUUACAUUGGAACUGGAGAAGUAUUUGCUAUGGUUUCUACCUUUAAAGACCACAAGUCAGCAUAUAUUCCUGCUGUUUCAUAUGGCUGUGAUGUGGCAAGGUGGGAGGAAGAUUGUGUUGGGCCUGUGGCUGUACAUUGGAAAGUGUUAUGUGCGUUUCAACUAAUUUUUGGAAUCUUCCUAUGUUUCUUUGGACAUCGAUUUUUUAGACUGACAUUGUAUAUUGUAAGUUUUACUUUUGGUCUAAUGGCUACAUAUUUUGUUAUAUCUGUGGAGGAAUAUCUUUCUAUGACUGAAAAAACAAUUACCGCCUUCUCGGUAGGCUUUAUAUAUGGUAUAAUAUGGCUAAUCAUAUGGCGAACUUGUGGAAUGCCGUUCUUGAUAAUUAAUAUCGCAUUUAUUCUCUCAGGAUUUUUGGCAGCUUCUCUAUUAUUUUAUACUGUGUUAGCUGAUAUCGUCAUUUUUAUCAACGGCAUAAAUUUCUGGGUGGUGUUUUUGUCCAUAAUGGUAUCGUGUGUUAUAAUAUCCAUGGCAAACGCAAUGUAUGGUCACAUAGCAUCUAUAAGUUUUACCAGCUCCUACGCAUGCGUCAUGGCUUUAAAUUACUAUGUAGGUGGGAACCUUCCAUAUAUUUUGAUCAACACUUACAGAAGAGUUGCUGUUAAAAAUUUCAAUUAUGCUGUUAUUUCUCCUCCCGUGCAGACAACAGAUAUUCUGCACAUCCUGCUUUGGAUUAUCUUAUUAAUUUUUGGCGUGUUCAUUCAAGUUAGACAGCAAAGAGGAAAACCACCUUUUCCUCCUAAUAGACCAUUUAGAGAGACUAGAAAUCCAACAGAAACAACACCCCUCAUUGAAGAAGAUGUAUUCGCGCCAUCUUACACAUACACAUAUUGAAAGUAUUUCUAGUUAGUGUGUACUUACUUAAAGAUAUUUGGCUUAUUCUAUACCGAUUAAAAAGUUUUAAUAAAAGCAGUUUUAUUUUUA
Molecule: messenger RNA, 1839 nt
Organism: Diabrotica balteata
Lineage: Eukaryota; Metazoa; Arthropoda; Insecta; Coleoptera; Chrysomelidae
Source: the annotation of a GenBank genome assembly